CGAGACAUCUUUAGAGAAGAAGAGAAGCAGCAGCCUCUUCAUCGCCCCUUCCGCCUUCUCCGAUCGCCACCUCCUUCUCCGAUCGAUCCUCCGAUCACAAGCUUAAAUCCGAAUGGUGGCCAUGGUUGCCCGGGGCAGUAGCCCUCUCCCUCCCUCUAUUUCUAUUCAAGAAAAGGGUAGCAGAAACAAGAGAAAGUUUCGAGCUGAACCACCUCCUUCAGAGCUGAGUAUGCUCCCACCAGCAGUUCAAUCUGAGUGCGCCAGCUACGAAUUAGCUUCUGUGGAAAAAGCUCUGGGUAAUCUGGCCCUUGAACACCAUCCUGUUGUAUGUGAUUUGUGUAAUUCUUUUGCAUAUGGCCAUGAUAGGGAAUUGGAAUCAAAUGAGUUCCAAGAUGCUGAUUGGGGUAACAUCACAGAAACUCAGCUUGAAGAGAUGUUGUUGAAUAAUUUAGAUUUGAUCUUUAGGACUGCGAUCAAGAGUAUUGCUUCUUAUGGGUACUCUGAGGAGGUUGCAUCCAAUGCUGUUUUGGUCUCAGGCAUUUGCUAUGGGUAUAAAGACUUUGCUUGCAACAUUGUGGACAAAGCAUUGGAAUACUUAAAAAGUGGGCAUGAAGUGGAAUCUUCAUUGAGAGAGACUUUUAAUGAGAAUCUGCAUAAGUUGGAGAAGACUGUAUUGGCGGACAUGGUUGGGGUGCUUAAAGAGGUCCAGCCGUUCUUGAGCAUCGGUGAUGCUAUGUGGUGCUUGCUCAUUUGUGAUAUGGAUGUCGCAACAGCAUGUUCAAUGGAGGGUGAGCUUUUGAGCAUUUUGGGAAAUGAUGAGACAUCCGGUGCUUCUACUGCACUCCAACAAUCAGAAUCAGAAAGCAAUUCAAACAUUUCUGCUCCAGUCACUUCUGGAUUUGAUCGUCCUGGAUCGAAAAAGCGGAAUGCAUCCUUACCUUUUCCUCAUAAGACUCAACAACUAAUCACCAUGCCCUCUGCUGGUGUCUCAACAUGUAGCAAUGUGCAUGGUACAAUUCCAAAUCUUGGUUCUUGGAAAGAAAGUAAGAUUGUUUCACCUGCUCUUGGCGUAGAAGAAUCAACAACUCUUUCCAUGUCUCAACCAUAUGCAAGGUUCUCGAGUCAUUUGCAUAGCACUGGUAGGAAACUUAAUCCAGGGAAGGAGAAUCCAAUAUCUUCAUCUGAUCAAAAUUUCACCUCUUUAGCUUUACCUCAACCAUCUUUUCCAGAGCAGAAGCCUGCCAGUAGUAGAAACAGCCACGUUAGCAGUUCCAAGAGGGAUUCUGCCCUGCGACAAAAGUCAACCCAUGCUGACAAGAACUAUCGAGCUUUUGCCAAAGCUGCUUUGAGAUCAGGAAAACACAGUAAUUUUGGUGGUCUCAUGUUAGAUAAGAAAUGCAGGUCGCUUCCUGAUUCGACGAGUAUAAAUCUCAAGAGUGCCUCUUUGAAGAUAAGUAAAGUGGUUGGGACAAAUAGAGCUCAAAUGGAUGCCAUGCCUAGUCUUUCAUUUAGUGCUGGCUCAUCUGCCAGUUUGCCAUAUAACGUGGAAACUGUUAGCCAUCCAACUCCACUAAAUAUUGCAAAUACUGACCUUUCCUUAUCACUCCCUUCUGCAAGCACUAUAGAUUUGAAUGCAAAAUCUAAUUGUUUUUCUGAGGUUGCAAGCUACAGUGACCAUACCAGCAUCACAUCUGGUGGUUUGCCUGAGCAAUCAGUUCCUCUAGACAAGAAAGAUGAGGAGCUGCUAAAGUUGGUCCCUGCUGUUCGGGAUCUCCAGGCUGAGCUGCAGGAGUGGAAUGACUGGGCCCAACAGAAGGUGAUGCAGGCUGCUCGUAGGCUUACCAAAGAUCGAUCUGAGCUGCAAACCUUGAGGCAAGAGAAAGAAGAAGUCGGCCGUCUUCGAAAAGAGAAGCAAUCUUUAGAAGAGAACACAGUGAAGAAGCUAUCAGAGAUGGAGAAUGCAUUAUCCAAGGCAGGCGGCCAGGUUGACAGGGCCAAUGAUGCUAUGCACAGGCUUGAAGUCGAGAACUCUGCUUUGAGGCAGCAGAUGGAGGCCGCAAAGUUACGUGCUGCACAGUCAGCAGCCAGUUGUCAGGAAGUUUCAAGGAGGGAGAUGGAGACUCUUAAAAAGGUUCAGUUAUGUGAGAAGGAGAUGUCAUUAUUACAAGAGGAGCUAGCUAGUGUAAAGCGCAAGUUGUCUCAGCUGCGGCAACACCUUGAACAAGAGAAAGAUCGCCGAGAUCAACUUGAGGCCAGAUGGCGACAAGAAGAAAGAGUGAAAGAUGAAGCUAUCAUGCUGGCCAACGCUCAUAGGAAAGAAAGAGAACAGCUUGAGGCUUCUGGAAAAUCAAAGGACAAUGAACUAAAGCUCAAAGCAAUAAAUGAUACCCAGAAAUACAAAGAUGGCAUUGGGAGACUUGAGCAGCAGAUUGCGCAACUAAGGCUAAUGACAGAUUCUUCGAAGAUUGCUGCACUGAGAUGGGGCCCAGACGGUAAUUAUUCUUCACGCGAGGUAGACGGAAAGGACAGAAAUGCUCAUUAUCUCGCAAAGAUCACUGAUUUCAUGGAACUUGAGGACGAGGAAAUACAGCGUGACAGAGAAUGUGUAAUGUGUCUGUCUGAAGAGAGGUCUGUUGUUUUCCUUCCUUGUGCUCACCAAGUUGUUUGCAGGGAAUGCAAUAAUAUACAUGAGAAGCAGGGGAUGAAGGAUUGUCCUUCAUGUAGGACAGUAAUUCACCGAAGGAUUUGUGUUCGAUCUGUCAACCCUUAGCGCUUAUAUUUCCUGAGUUUCAGUCAGGACUUUCAGAAUGUUGUUUAACAAUAAUGCUUUGUGUAGCUUUGAAGCUAAAUAAUGAAUGAGUCAAAAGAAUUUCUGUUCUACUGAAAAUAGCUCUGUGCUUGAGCUUUGUAAAUCAAAAUGCAAAAAUGUUUGGUUUUA
Molecule: messenger RNA, 2938 nt
Organism: Dioscorea cayenensis subsp. rotundata (Guinea yam)
Lineage: Eukaryota; Viridiplantae; Streptophyta; Magnoliopsida; Dioscoreales; Dioscoreaceae
Product: putative E3 ubiquitin-protein ligase RF298
Exons: 3
Coding region: 113-2770 (885 amino acids)
Source: RefSeq, a predicted model, not a curated record